Anthonomus grandis grandis is the source of this 11835-nucleotide messenger RNA. RefSeq lists its product as uncharacterized. Lineage: Eukaryota; Metazoa; Arthropoda; Insecta; Coleoptera; Curculionidae. The record is from RefSeq and is a predicted model, not a curated record. The transcript has 15 exons. The coding region runs from base 283 to 2934 and encodes 883 amino acids.
UAUCCUCGCGUCCUUCGCCCAUUACUUUACUUGUCAUUUUAGUUUAUAUUAUUGUGCAUUUAUUUGCAAUUUUUAAAAGUGAUGGUGACUGUAGUGCAUGUCAUUUAAAUCCCCACUGUGGAUGAAUCACAGCGUAAAUAGUUUAAAGACUUGCGAUGGCCCUUACCAACAAGUCUUUCUAAACCAAUGAUUUUUAUCAACGGAUUAUCUAAAACAUUACUCAAGCUACGGACCAUGGACCUUCUAAACUAAAAUGGAUUUUGGCUCCGCCAAAUCCAAUAGAUGUUCACCUUUGGGUGUGGAAAACAACAAUUAGGCACAGAACAAGGACCUUUGCAUUUCCCUUUUGUUAAUCUGGUGAAGAUGCCUUUAUCCAUAUCAGAUUGGCUAGAGGAACAACUUGAAAUCAGAGGAAUCGAAUCCACAUACUACAGUCGCUACAUUAUGAACCUUUUUUACGCCGAUAACAACGAAAUGUUUCAACCUGGGGACGAAUUUAUGUAUGAAGAACUUAAACCGAAUGGUAAAAAGCAAAAGCGGGGGCGUCGCGCCCGUACUCGUCUAUGGAAGCGCCACGCCGAUACCAACGCUCAGCGGAUCAAACGUUCCGCCGCUGUUGAGUGUCUAAUGUCAGCAGUUGAGCAGAAUUGCGAGGCAGAGUCUCUUAUAGACGAGCUCUGCGAGAAGUUCAAAGAGGUCAAUUCGGAAAUGGCCACCAGUUCUUCCAACGAUUUGCCCCCAGUAGCAACAGUCCGUAAACCUUUCGAAAAAAGCACUUUGAAUCCAGAAGAAAAAUACUUUCAAGCCUUCUCGCCUUUACAACUAGACUUAAACCAGGACAAUUUUUACUUUCCAAGCGGCAACUUAGUAGCCGAGAAAUGGCCUUCCAAUAAUAACAACUACGAUCCCUUUGAUUUUUUCACCACCGAAUAUUUCACAGAAUCUCCGAAAAACACUAAACUGAAACCAAAAAGGCUGUUUUCUGACAGUAUGAAGUCCAUCUACCAAACGGAUGGUAGCCCCAGAACAGGAUUUAAACGAAAUCAUUUUGGCACACAUUUAAGCAAGGAUAAUUUAGCAAACUGGGAAUUUAUUUCUAAUGAGGAUAACUACAGAAAUGUAGAGCGAUGCUUGGAUUUCAAUGGAUUUCCUGUGGAGUUUAACCAACAGGUGCAAAACGACUCACCCACCUCUCGCAUGACACUUUGGCUUAAAAACACUGACUCCGAGAAUAAUGCCCAAUGGCUUCUGGAUAAUCUUGUCAAGAGAAAUGAAACUGUAGAGGAGAAACCCAACUAUCUCUCCUUAUAUCCUGAUAGCAUUUGGUCUAACGGAAUAACCUCCGAUAAAACCGAGGAGAGAAGAUCAACUUGGCCUAACUAUAACUCGGAGGAGGAAGAAGAGGAAGAAAGCGCAAUCCGUCAAGAAUACCAACAUCGUCCCAAGCAGGCUAAACUGGAGGUAGAGAGUGCUUUAAAAGAAGAGUAUAACAGGGAGCUUGCUGGUAGAGCGGGCAAAAUUGAUACUUAUGAUGAAAUUAUUGGGGGAACCAUUUUGUCGGAUGGCAGUUUGCUUAGUCCCAGUCAAAUUCAAAAAGAUAUUUAUGAUUUUGGAUUGCUUUCUCCUGGGACCGAGUUUGAAAAGCGGCAAGAUAAUCAAAUUUCCUUAUUUUCAAACAACUCCAAUAAACGGGUGGAAAACUGGGAAAACGUUCCAACAUUAAUGAAAUGCGUCCCGGUGAGUAAAGCAUGGUGGUUGGAACCCUUUCAAAAUCCCAUGGUUGAGGGUCUGAUUAAAGCAAAAGUUGUCAGUUUAAAGAUGGUUAAUCAUGACAAAGGAAAUAGUGCGUUUUGCGAAUACGUCCGCCCUACCAUCACCACCACAAACUGUUUCUCAACUGCCACUUUUCAACCUCCGAAACUUUCGUCGCUCCCAGUAAAUUCGGCCGGACUUGAAAAAAUGGCAGAUGCGAAACCCGAUGCCGCUCCCGAAAUGUAUUUCGAGCCCAUUAAACCCGUUGAAGACCCGAUCGUUCACGAGGAGGAUGUUGGGCUGAAGUUUGAGGAUGGAACAACUUUCGCUAUUAGAGGAAGUCCCAAUAAGGUCGAAUUUCUCAAAACGAACGAUGAUUCCUUACUGCUUCGAUCAGAAGGCGGCGAAGUGAAACGGUACCUUGAAUACAAAACGCCAAACGAUGAUUCUUUUACACAGUCCUACUUUUCCACUGAGUCAGCUAAACAAUUCACCAUUAAAUUCCCUGUACACUCUUCUAAUGAUAAAUCUUGCCAAACAGUUGAUGAGCCAGAAGAGGAAUAUAACAAUUUACUGUCAGAAGAAGUCGAGAAGUCAGUCGACCUAAAUUUGGCGCAUAUUUUCGAUGAACACCACUUGGAUACUAAAGAACGCUUCUUGGGAGAUUUUGAAAUUGGCCAUCGUAAUAUUUUUCUUACGGAAGAUGAAGUAGACCGUCCGGAUAGUUUAUGCGAACAUGACGAGAUCUCUUGGGGUCCUAUUCCUAAAAACAGCAAAAAUCGUUCCAAUUGCCGUAACAACGCAGAGGCCAACUGUGCAGACAUUUGGGAAGACGAACCCAGGAUUGAGGAAAUUUGGAAUUGGACAAUUUGGCCUUGGAGCAAGCACAAGGCAAUACCGACCACUUUUACCGAGGUUACCACAAAAUUACGGGAGGAAUGUAAAGCGGAGGCGGACAAUCUGUUCUCUGACUUGAACGUUUUCCAGUUGUCUUGUUCUGAAUUUUACGAAUUUAAAUCGGCGCUAUCGUCUAAGAUUAAGAGGGAUGGGGAUCUGGAGAUAAAACGCCGCCAUAGCUCUUCGCCAAGCAAAUGUUCCAUCUGGAAUUUGACCUCUAACUUAAAAGAGGACUGCUGCCUCAACCUUCCCACUCACCCCGGCAGGCGCUCCGUAACUUUAUAAACUAACCGAUUAUGAAAAAUAGGUAAAUCUUAACACCACAUAAUAUAGAUAGAAAACUUUUGUUUGUAAUGUAACGAGAACUAUGGCAAAACCAAUAGGAACUUGACAAAAGACGAACAAUACGUCGUUAAAAAAAUUACCUUUACAGAUAAGGAUUGUAAAUUUUUUCCUAUUGGUUUUGCACUUCCUAUAUAAUAUAUUACUGUCGUGUAAUCCUGUUUUAGGCUUUAGGGCGUUUAUUACAUUUAAAUGCCUUAUUGUUUUUUUUAAAUAGUAAAUUUUUUAAAUGAUAUUGUAACAAAUUAGGCACACGGACAGUAGUAUUUAGGUGCUUCACUGGACCGACAGAUUCGUUUGGCUCUCCACGUCUUAAACGGUCGGAGAGACGAACUGACAACUGCCACAUUAGUUUUAGUGCAGUUAAAAAUGUCCUCUCUUUUUUUUUUGGGGAGGGAGAACAGUCACGCAAGAUAAAAAUAAAAGAAGAUCUGUCUUGGUCCACACUAUACACACACAUUAUUUGCUUUUUUGCAUAUUUUUAUGGAGGAUGAGUUUUUUGGUUUUUUUUUAACGAAAUUUUAGAAAUAAAUUAUUUUGGUCCAUUUUGCAGUAAUUCGUUUUAAACAGUACUUUUUUGAAUAUAAAAAAUUAAACAUUUAUGACGGAGUAUACUUUUUCCUUCACUGAAUCGAAAUCUGAUCGCUAAAUAUCUCUAUAAUGUCAGGAUUUUAAUUAUUCUUAACUUAGACGGAGAAAAAACGCAAUUGUAGUACUAUUUUAGGAUAAUGUUUUUAAGGCAAGUUAUUUUUUCAGAAAAAGAUCACUUAGGGUUGUAAAGUACAAGUUUUCCUGUCUGAAAUGACGUUGAGUCUACUCAAAUAUCUUUUUUAAUCGCUGAGAUGAUUUUUUAAUUCGCAUAUGCCUGAUACAAAAUAUGACUUGUUUGUUAAAAAGUGACUCAAGAUAUUCCAGAUGUAUAAGAAAAUUUGUAAACUUAUAACUGCAAAAUGUCGGCGAAUGAACUAUUAGAAUUUAGCCAUAAAAGUAAUCAGGUCAUGGUUUCAUAUCCCAUCCAAUUAUUUUGUGUAUUUAUUCAUAAAUUUACUAAAAAUUAAUUUGUUUAUUCUGAUAAAAAAGGAUUCAGUUGUGCUUCACAAAUGUAGGUAUAAAAACUAUCUAAAAAAUGUUAAUCAGCUUAAAAUUGUCAUUUUCCUUGGUGCUAAUUAACUUUUGCUAAAAAUUAAUUGCCUUUGAAGUUAGUCCUUAUAAGGCGUUUCCAUGGUAAUUUCCUUUUAAAAACUUUUUUCCUCUUUAAUAUAUAUUCUUUAAUAAAACCCUUUUCAUUUAAAAUGGAAAAAUAUUUACACCUGACUACACUUUUCAGAAGGUUAUCGAUUCGAUGAAUCCAAAUAUGGUAACAAAGUGUCGUGCCAAAUAAGAUGAACGAGCAUUGGUAUAAGAAAAGAAUAGUAUUUAUUAAAAUAAUAAUGGCGAAAAGGGACUUUUAGGCCUACUUGCCGAGCUCUAGCUCUGUGACCCUUACUAUUACUGCUAUUAAAAUAUUUAGCAGUUCAAUAUUGAGAUUCUUUUUGAGAAGUAUCAAAGGACAUGAGAUGAUACAUUUCUUGUAAAGCUAAUAUUUUAUUUUAUUUUAUUUUGAGAAGAAUUUGUAGUUAUUACCUGCUUUCAUCUUUAAAAUCCUUUCAGGUACAUAAAACAGAAAGUUUCUGUAAAACAAUUUAGGCGUAAAAGUAAAAUCAUGAUCAUGGUUUCAUAUCCCAACCAAUUAUUUUAUACAUUUAUUCAUACAUUUACUACAAAUUUAUUUUGCUUGUCAUAUUUUUGAAAAUGACGACCUGUUUCUUCUAAGUCUAAGAAGGGUAAAAAUUUUAUUAUUUUUUUUUGAUACUAAUUAAUUUUUUGUUAAAACGGUAAUGUCAUAAAUAUUGACUCUUAAUAUAGAGCGUUUCCGCGGUAAUUUCUUCUUUUAAUAACUUCUCAAAUCUCAAUAUUUGGUUUAUGAAAAACUACCUUUUCCUUGGCGUUAAUUCAUUAUUUACUAAAAACCCACGGGCAGGCAUCGAAAAUGACUUUUAAGAUCAAAUUUCUCCAGUAGUCGUUUUCUUUUUAGUAGUUAUUUAGUAUCAAUUUUUUGGUAACUGUUUUUAAGAAAAAAACUACUAAUUUCCUUAAAAAUUUUCACUGAAAAAUUAAAGGCAGUGAAAGUUAUUGUCCAUUAGUCUUUUUUUUAUUAUAACUUUUCUAUUUCAGUAGAGUUGUGGAACCGUAAACCUUCUCAACUAACUUUCUUUUUGCUUUUGAGGCUUUGUCUCAUUUUUUUAAUUUGCGAUUGCUAACAAUCUUUAUAAAUAUAACUAGUUCUACACUCAUGAUUUUUUUAUGGCAGUAAACUGUUCUUUAUCUUUCUACAAGAAACAAGUUUAUCUAAGGAUUACGUUGUCUAUCAAUAUCUUCAACAACAAAUCUCAUGAAAAUUCAUCAGUUUUGCAAAAAAACAAAUAAUAAUGAAUGUAACCAUUAGUUUUGCCAAGUGCAACUCAACCCACGAAUUUUUAUGUGGUGGUAAAGUGUGUAAAAUCUAUGGCGUUAAAAAAAAAUAAAAACUCAUCCCCCUUAUAAUUAUGCAAAUCCCGCGCUUAUUAAAAAUUAUUUUGUUAUAUAUAUUGUAAAUGUAAAUGUUGCCGAGGGGUCUCUCUCUGCGGUAAUUUUGUUGUAAAAAUGUUAAUUUCUAAAGUUAGGAUUUUAUUAUUAUUUAAUAUUGGGGCCGUAUAGAGAGUUUGUUGGUUUUGUUUCCUAUUUGAAUACGGUCGUCCGGAAAUUCAUUCUAUGAGCUAAAUAGUGCUAACCAAAAAACAAAAAAAUUAAAUAAAUUAAAAAAAAAAACAACAAAAAAAAUUGAAAAUGAAAUCAAAGGUGCGCGCGAAAGUUUGAUAAACGCCGCAAUCAUUAUGUACCAGCGUACGCGCCGUGUAUAAUGUACAUAAGUAGUAUGUAGACAGUUCCUUGAGGUUUCUUAAAAUUUGAUUUCAAAUUCAUUCUUAUUAUUUUUGUUAAAAAUUAUUUAAAAAAAAAUCGUGUGGAAACACGUAACAAAAAAAAAACAAUGUUUAAAAGAAACCUCGUGGGAACGAUUUUUAUUUUGUGCCCAUUUUGUUUUGUUUCGCCUAUUAAAAUUUUUGUUUUCAUUAUUCAAGCUCAUUAUUCAAAUAUUUUUAAAAUUUUCUGGUUAAUACACUCAAUCUAGGCUUUUAGGUUACAAGCUGAAUUUCUGGAUUUCUGUCUCACUUUGACGAGCAAUGAAUUUUUCCCAUUUAUUUGGAAAAUUGAUUACUAUUUCUUCUAGGAAUAUAAAGUUUUAUUCAAAUGACAGUUUGAAUAAGAAGAAAUGUUGUUGUUUUUUAGAGAAAAUUAAUUAAACUAAUUAUUUUAACAUUGUUAAUCAGCAAAUUAGAAAAAAAUUAAUUGACAUAAAUUUCAUAACUUCAAGGCAUUUGAAUUAAUUUUUCAUUUUAAUCUAGAACUUUAAAGUGUAUAUUCAGUUUUUCUAGAGGCUGAAAAAUAUGAAAAUGAAACUGAAUAAAGAAAAGCGUAAUUUAUUCGAUUUUUUUUAGUAAAUAUCAAUUUUCGUCAAGUUUAAAGUAUUUUAUGUUUUUUAUUAUUUUUUUACCCUAUUCUGAUGAUUUUUUUAGCAGACUGUAUAUAUAAUUAGAUGAAUCUUAAUUGGUACACUCAGUUUUUUAAUAAAAUUUUCUAUUUGACUUCUGCGGGGUUAAUUAAAGGAUGGUUUCUUUACCCUAACUUUGAAACACCCUGUGGAAUAAUUUCGUUGUGAUGUUAAAAUGUUAAAAAUUGAAAUGUGAAAAAAUGAUUAAAAAUGUUAAAAAGCAACGAUCGGAAAUUGGUUUUAAUUAACAAUGAUAAUAAAAACAGACAUCAAAAAACAUCCAAACUGUAACCUAAGUAUGCAAAUAACAAAAAAAAACUCUUAAAAAAUAUCAUAAUACUUUGUAUUGCCUCCCUUGGCUGCUAUAACUGCUUAUACACAUCUGUUAUGCUGUCAUGGGGUUGCAACUAGCAUCUUGAGGGAUGUUUUGCCAUUCCUCUUCAAGAGCCAAGCGCAAUUCAGUUUUUUUAAAGCCGGUGCUACUUCGCGACCUCUAAUCCUCUUACCGAACAUGCCCCAAACUUGUUCUAUAAGAGUAAGAUCUGGCGAACACGCUGGCCAGUCCGUUUUGUUGAUAUCAACUUCUUGUAGGUAUUGCGUGACACAGCAUAUAUCGAGAAAAGGGUACUACGUAAUUCGCUAAUAUCUCCUCAAUAUAUCGAUGUGCAGUCAAUAAACACCAAUUCAAUAUGAGGUUCUCAAAACUAAGUAUAUGAAUUAAAAAUCAUAUAAUAAUAUACAGUAUGCUGAAAAAAUCAUCAACAUAGGGCUAAACGUUUAAAAAAAAAUUUAAAUUUGUAGAAAAUUUGCUCUGUUGCAUUUUUUUUCAUCUGAGUACAUAUCUCAUAUAGGUGUCUCUUAAAUAUUUGGUUUUAUUAUGCAAUAACUAAAAAUACUUAAAAUAUUUUUACAAAUAUAAAGAUAUUGCCAAACGAAAGACUAAGCAUUAUUUUUAUUUAUUGAAAAGAGUAUUGGAUAAAUGAUGCAUCUUUCAUGUUUUCACAUUCUCUUAAUCUCGAACUGUGGUUUUCGAUCACUCUCCAAGGCAUUGCUCGAGGAAUAGCGUUGAUUUCAUCUGUUAUUUCUUGCUUCAGUUCUUACAAAUUUCGUGACGAUGGAGUAUAUAAUUUACUCUUCCCCCUCUUUUCUUAUGAGGUAUCCCCCAUAAGAAAAAAUCUGCUGGUAUUAAAUCGGGACAUCUCGGUGGCCAGUUAAUGUCUCCUCUGACUGAUGACCCUCCUUGGGAACAACUGAUAAAGAGCAUCCAAGAAAUUAUUCGUGACAUGAGAAAUCUCUCAUUUUUGCUGGAAAAACGUGUUUCUAUUGUAGCCACCAGGGUUCGCAGAAGCUAAAAAGGUCCUAAUCUAGUGGCAAUAGGGUCUGAUGUUACAGUUUGAGUUUGGCCACGAUUGUCUUUAAAAAAAUACGGACCAUCGCAGCCCAGACGAUAACUUUAGGCGAGUAUAAUUGCGCCUCAUUAAGAUUUUGUGGAUUCUCCUCUAACCAAUAUCGGCAGUUCUGUUCAUUAACAUUAGCCGUUAAUGUGAAAAUUCGAUUCAUCAGAAAACCAUAUGAUGUUGCAAUUGUUCAAACUCUCUCUCAUUUUUCUACAGAACGCUAAUCGAUUAGCGGGAUAUUGAACUUUUAAUUGUUGUGUAACAAUAAUCCUGUGUGGGCGAAAAUGCAAAUCGUUGCGAAUAAUGCGAUGAACAGUUGACUUAUGCAAAGUUAGAGACGCCCGACGCGCCUUCACCUUGGGCGUCAAGACGGUUUAUUAAUUAAUAUUCCUGUUUCCAGUGCUCUUGAACUUCCUUACCCAAUAUGUCUAAUUUUUGCUAUAUUAUAAUGAUUUCUGUACAAACGACGUACAAGGACAUAAGAAUCAUUGUUUUUUUUUUAACUCACGAAAACAAAGAGCACGUUAUGUCCCUGUAAAACGCUACAUCGCAACUAAAAUUUAACAAUGUUGCCAAACGUUUGUCAACUCUCUCGUUUCUCCGGAACAUGCGUAUUCUACCAGCGGCCUGACUUAAAAACGAAAAUAUUUCUGAGGGACCCUAUACUAAAUAUUGAAAAUAGGAAGCAAAUAAAAUUAUUCAUGUAUUCAAAGAAAUAUGAACUCAAUGAUUAUUACUUAUACCCAGCAAAACAGGUAACUAUUUAUGGAUUUCUUAAAGCAAUAUAGAUUCCAUUUUCUUUGUCAAAAACUGAUAUUUUCAGAUUAACAAAUAUAUAUUUUUAUCUUUUUCUUGUUAUUUAAAUCCAGUUUCCUUUAAGGUAAUUUUCUAUUUUAAUGAUUUGCCUAAAAAUAUGCUACUAAUUUACGUGUUUAUUUAAUUCUUUAACAAUUUUCUACUCAUUAAAUUUUGUUAUCAUAAGAAAUCGGCUGGUAAUAAAUUGAUACGCGGAAAAAUCCAGAUUUCUGUCUAGAUUGAGUGGAAUACUUCAAUAUCAUGUUAUAAUAUUUUGUUAAUUUUUUUUUUUUUUAGUAGAGACAUCACUUUUAUCUCUAGUCCUCACCCGUUUUUGUUGUUUUAUGAAAGUUUUUUUUUGUUAUAUUUAUAAUAAAUACAACAUAUUUAGGUCUGCCGCACUAAAAAAAAAGUAUAGCCCAAAAAGGCUAUAAGUUAUCUUUAAACACACUGUAAAAAAUGUGCAACUUAAACAGGCGGACCUACAUUAGCGUUUUUACAGUUAGUGUUUAUUAUAUUUUUUCUUUAUAUAUUAUCGAUCAUCAGGCCAAUACGCCGAAAAGAAAAUUAAAUAAUAAUAAUGCGUUUGAUGGUUUAGUUUUACAUCCGUAUUCUAUGUUCUUUUGUGACCGCAUAAGGAAGUUUCUGUGCGUUGCCGCUGUUGUACAGUUUACAGAUAAAAAAAAUCAAAUAAAAAAAAUAAUAAAAAUUAUUUAAAAAAAAAUAAUACAAAAAAUGUCUAUAUAGCUUUAGGUUAUCUUUGCCCUAAAUAAUUACAAAACAUUCGAUCAGCGAUGGGCAGCUAAAAUUAAAUUGUCAUUGAAAAAAAAUGAAAAAAGAAAAAAAAAUAAUAAAAAGUAAAAAAAAGUUUGAAUGUGUGUGCAUGUACGUUUCGUUGGAGUAAGUGGGUGUUUGUAAAAUAGAUUUUUUUUCUAAGAUUAUUGAGCGUCCGUCGAUAUAUUUUUACGACUGAUUGAACGAUCAUUUGACGGACGUUCAACCGAUUAGUUUAUAAUAAAAAGUUCACUAAUAUAUUUUUUUAUCAAUGGAAAUAAACAGGGUGUGCCUGGCAAUUCAGGAAUUUAGUCAAAAUAAAUGCCCUAGAAGGGCAUAGAGGUUCGUUCACAAAAAAAAACUUAAGAAAUGAGUCUGAUCCGCCUUAUUACACAAGUUUUAAUCUAAAAAACUUAAGGGAUGGAUAAAAGUUUAACAUAAGACGUUCUUUAUUGGCACAUCCUGUAUAUAGCGUGUGUACACAGGCUUUUUACAAAGCUUAAGCUAUUGGUCCAUUAUGGGAUGGGGUCACACAUGACCUUAUUGGAAAAUCCUGUAAAUAAAGUGUUUACACAAAGUUCUAUCUCGGAAAUCUAAGGAAUUGGUCAAAAUUUGACCAUUAAACCCUCCUUAUUGAGAUAUCCUGUAUAUAGAGUAUCUACACGAGUUAAAGUCUAGAAAACUUAAGGAACUGGUCCAAAUUUGACCAUAACAUUAACUUUAUUGGGACAUCCUGUAAAUAGAGUGUUUACGCGCGUUUAAAUUUAGAAAGUUUAGGGAAAUGGUCAAAGCUUGACCAUAAAACUUAAUUUUCGUGGACAUCCUAUGUAUAGAACGUGUACACAAGUUUUAAUCUAGAAAACUAUUGGUCAAAAUUUGACCAUUAGACCCACUUUAUAGGAAAGUUCUGUAGUGUCUGUUUACACGAGUUUCAAUCUAGAAAAUUUAAGAUCAUCCACCUUAUUAGGACAUCCUGUAUGUAUAGAAAGUCUUUACAUAAGUUUAUAUCUAGAAAACUUAAAAAAAUUGGUCCCACUUUGACCAUUAGACCCACCUUAUUUGAACAUCCUGUUUAUAGGGUGCUCACAAGAUUUUAAAUCUAGAAAAAUUAAGAAAUAUGUUCAAGUGUGACCAUUAGACGAUUUUUAUGGGAUAUCCUGUAUAUGUAAAUAGUAAAUGCUUACAUGAGUUUAAAUCCAGAAAACCUAAGGAAUUGGUCAAAAUUUAAUGAUUAUACUCCCCCUUAUUGGGACAUCCUGUAUAUAGACCGUGUUUACACGAGUUGGAAUCUAGGAAACUUUAGAAAUAUUGACAAUACUCACAACUUCAUUUUUUCAUCCAGCUGCUAAUGGAAAUAUUUACAAUAAAUUAUGUUUAAAUGAAUAAAUAAAUAUGGUGAUGCACACCCUGUAUUAACUUCUAAUGCCUUGGGUAAAUAUAUAUUUAUUUCUCCUAUUGUAAAUCUGUUGUUAGUGAACUUUCUUUUAUUUAAAUUUAAACUAUUAUUAGUUGUAAAAAAAUAUAUUCCUCUUAAAUAAAUACGAAUAUUAUACAGUGCGUAUGGCAUGCAACUAAAAAUCUAGCUAACAUUAGUAAAUCCGUUAACACUGGGAAAUUUCGAUCGCCCAUAGCACUGUUUAACACCUGUAUAUUAAUCGAAUAUAUUAUUUUAUUUUCUAACCUUAGUAUUAAGCCAUAUGACUUUAGGUGGAUAAAUUUGUAAUUUUACCGCAUAAGCCUUAAAUUUUGUAUCACAUUUACAAGAUGUGCAUAUUUUAGUUGAGCCAUAACCAAACGUUUAGUUAUUUUCCUUUAUGACAAAUAACUGUAAAAGUUAAGCCGAAUAAUUACAUCUUACCGGUAAUUCAAUAGAGUAAAUUCAAAUCAAGUAAAACUUUUGGUUGUGGUUAUUUGUAAGAACGAGAUCGAUUCUUAAUUUGAAAUGUAAAGGCGAAUUUUCUCAUAAUAUGUUCAACAUAUUUUUUCUAUAGAGUUACUUUGUUGGAACCAGUACGAUAUGACGAUAAGCUAUUUCUCUUAAAAUGUUUGGAUAUCUAAAUGUUUAAGAAAUAGUUUAAUUGCUUGUAUUUACUGGAUAACUAUCAAUAUAUGCCUUAACUUAGCCUUGUCACGAGGUAAAAGUAAACCUUAAGAUAAUUUAAUUGUGAUCUGUUUCGUAUGCAGAGAACUCUUUUGGAUUUUUAGUUAUAUUAUGUAAAAAUCGUAAUGAUAAAUACAUCAGAAAAGAAA